UCAGAAUUCCUCGAUUUGCAUCCGCUCUUCUUCGCCCCUCCCACUGGGCUGCUAGUUUCUAUAGCUCUGUGCCGGGCUCCUCAGUUGACAGACUGGGAGGGAAGUGCAAGUAGCGAGGCUGGCUUCUGUCUUUCUCUUGACUUCGUUUCAUGUCUUCAGACUGGUUUAAAAGGCGUUUCUUGAGCAACAGGAACCCUACAAAGAGAGGGCAAGACGCAGCCCAGGAGCCGCAAUGGCAGCAGCGGCUCCCUCAGCUGCCGUACCGGCGCCCCAAAUUCUUGCGGGGAGUUUCUUGCAGCGAAGAGAGGCAGUGUGGCAGCAAGAGACCCGUCCGCUCUUCGUCCCGGGACAGGCCUCUCCAGUGGAACACGGGCUAUGCUGAAACUAUCAAUGCACAAAAAUCAGAAUUCAAUGAAGACCAAGCAACAUGCUGUCAGAUUUCCAUCAGGAAGAAGAACUAUGACAAAGAAGAGGAUCAGGAAUGGCUGAUUCUGUGCUCUACUGAGUAUCUGACUGGCUAUUACUGGGCACUGUUUGAUGGUCAUGGUGGUCCAGAAGCAGCAAUUAUGGCUUCUAACUACCUGCACUAUUGCAUCAAGCAGAAACUAGAGGAUGUGGUGGGAGGCAUUACUGAAGACCAUCCCCCAAUGCACCUCAAUGGACAGCGUGUUUGCCAAAGUGACCCACACUUUGUAGAAGAAAAGCAAAUCUGGCAGGAAGAUAUUGUCAUUGGGGCAUUGGAGCAAGCCUUUCAGGAAUGUGAUGAAAUAAUUGGUCAGGAGAUGGAAGCUGCCAACCAAUCAGGAGGCUGCACAGCCCUAACUGUACUUUAUCUUCAGGGAAAGCUUUAUGUGGCAAAUGCAGGUGACAGCAGGGCGCUUCUUGUUAGAAAACACAGCAUUGUUCCUUUAAGUACUGAAUUCACUCCUGAGACAGAGAGGCAAAGGAUCCAGCACCUGGCUUUUAUAUACCCAAAGCUACUAGCUGAUGAAUUCACCCGGUUUGAGUUUCCGAGGAGACUGAAAGGAGAUGAUGUGGGUCAGAAAGUUUUGUACCGGGAUUACUGUAUGCAAGGCUGGGGAUACAAGACAGUAGAGAAGGAGGAUCUUAAGUAUCCUCUUAUUCAUGGACAUGGAAAACAGGCUCGGUUGCUUGGCACACUGGCUGUGUCACGAGGCCUGGGAGAUCAUCAAUUGAAAGUCAUUGAAACAGAUGUUGAAGUGAAGCCUUUCCUCUCCUGUAUUCCCAAGGUGGAAAAGUAUGACUUGACUGCACAAAAUGUUGAGGAAGAUGAUGUCAUCAUUAUGGCAACUGAUGGACUUUGGGAUGUUCUGUCCAAUGAAGAUGUAGCUCAAGUGGCUAGGAGUUUUCUUGAAGACAACAAAACUGACCCACACAGGUUUUCAGAACUGGCCAACUGUUUGGUGUGGAAAGCAAGGGGAAGGAAAGAUGGAUAUUAUUGGACUCUGGCCAACAACACUUCUGCUUCCUAUGAUGAUAUUUCAGUGUUUGUAAUUCCACUGCAUAACAAGGAUGAAAACUAGGAUCUGUUGUUUCUAAGCAAAAAGGACUGCACUGCAUUUUGGACAAUAUAGCUGUUGCUGAGAUGGUAUUCAUAGGUAUACAGCACCCAGAAAAACUCACCUUCAAGCAAAGAGGGCAGCACUGGGAAGCGUCAUGGACAGUUUCAGAUGCCACAACUCAUGGCAGCCAUCAAGUUUCAUCACCUAAAAAACUUUAGUAACAGAAGGCUGUGCUUGAGACGCCACGCCAGUUUUUUUCUGUUGUUGGUUCUGUGUGUCACACAGAAGACAGGACAUUUUGAUAUAAUGGCCUGUCAUGUAGGUUAUGAAAAGGGUACUAAUUGUAGUGGAGAAUCAUGUAUAUGACUAAUGUUCUCCUUAAAUCAUUUGAAAUAUUUGCAACUUUCCUCUUCCUUUAUUUGCUUGUUAUAUCCUGCCUUUCUUCUCUCUGGGGAGAUAAAGCAGCUUAAAAUUUAUAAUUAAAUUUUAAAAAGUUAAAACCUCAGAAAA
Molecule: messenger RNA, 2033 nt
Organism: Heteronotia binoei (common prickly gecko)
Lineage: Eukaryota; Metazoa; Chordata; Lepidosauria; Squamata; Gekkonidae
Gene: PPM1M
Product: protein phosphatase, Mg2+/Mn2+ dependent 1M
Exons: 10
Coding region: 150-1544 (464 amino acids)
Biological process (GO): protein dephosphorylation; positive regulation of canonical NF-kappaB signal transduction; negative regulation of canonical NF-kappaB signal transduction
Cellular component (GO): cytosol; nucleus
Molecular function (GO): protein serine/threonine phosphatase activity
Source: RefSeq, a predicted model, not a curated record